This is a messenger RNA of Trichobilharzia szidati, 2504 nucleotides long. Lineage: Eukaryota; Metazoa; Platyhelminthes; Trematoda; Strigeidida; Schistosomatidae. The record is from the annotation of a GenBank genome assembly.
AUCUACCGAACGAUAUCCAUUUGGUACUGAGUAGUGUCUUAUGUCAAUCUACUUUCUAAAAUUUGUGUAUAAAAUCAAAUUGUGUUAAUGUAUUUUGAUGUGUAAUCAUUUCGAUUAUUUUCAGGUAUCUUAAAAGUCAAUCUUUUUAACGGGAGGAAACUAUAUGUAGUUCUCAUUUGAAUUAAGGCCUCCUGGACAAAGUCUGUAGCCGACUUUACUGGACGCUUAGUAAAUGGAGGUUUGCGAUAUCGACCUUUAGAUGAUCUGAAGGCUAUAUUUAAAACAGCAGUACAGAAAGACUCCCGUAAACUUGAUAAAAACCCUACUGAGUGUUCAAAAACAUGGGCUUCAAAUUUAAAGAAACACCCCUGUUACCUACAGCUGCCUCCUAUGUCUUUACCAGCUCAACUCGAUGCAAUGGCUAUCGAAUACCUCCGAGAGCAUUCCGUUUCUCCCCCAAAGGCAAUUGAAGAUCGUUCCAAAAUUCUUACGGAUUAUCUUUGGUCACGGCCUCUUUUGUCAGAGGAAACGAUUAUACAGAAAUCAUGCAACAUAAAAAAAUCGAAAGACGUGGAUGAAGAAGAUGAGGAUGACGGUCUGACUUUCGCUCUAGAGAACUUUGCUGAUCAACGUGAGGCUCGAAUUACCAGGGAGCUAAAUUUGAAAUCCUGGAAAUCUCUAAGCUAUUCUGGACAUACCUGUGAACUUUAUUUGGUCUCGCGUUUGGCUCCCAACUUUGCGUCAGCUUGUCGAGUCCUGUAUGAGAUUCGUAAACGAUGUCCUAAUUUUAUUCCAAGGUCACUGUUUGACUUUGGCUCUGGUCUAGGCACAGUUACUUGGGCUACAAAUACUGUCUGGCCAGUAGGCUGCGUACGUGAACACUAUCUGGUAGAACCAUCCUUACACAUGACCCGACUCUCUGAGUUCAUGUUCCGUAAACAGGGAACUGUACAACCUUCCGAAAAUAUCUUUCCUGGAGUUUAUCAUCGCCGUUUCAUGCCUGGUAGAAAAAAUCAGUAUAAUUUAGUGGUCAGCGCUAAUACACUGAUUGAACUACCGUGUGCAUCUGCUCGUCACCGUGCUGUUUCUUCUUUGUGGGAGAAAACAACAGAUUUUCUCGUCUUAAUUGAACAAGGAACAAAGUCUGGUUUUAAAGCAAUAAAUGAAGCAAGAGAAUAUUUGCUCACGAAUGGUGGACCUGAUGUUCGUAUAUUUAGUCCUUGUCCCCAUGCACAAACCUGUCCGAAAAAGAAUUCCGUUUGUAAUCUUACAGUACAGUAUUAUAGCUUUGGUCUUACACGAUUUAAAAGCGAACCAUGUACUGAAUUAGUUUCUUACUUAAUUAUUUCUCGAGGAGAUUGGCGAAGACACCAGAUUCCAGUUGUUAAUCCUGAGCCACACGAAUUGCCUCGAAUAGUUUCUUACAACUUGUCUAAACGUAGUCGUAUCAUGCAUGAUAUCUGUUUGCCUUGUGGUGCAGUCGAACGUGCUGUUUUCCCUAAACAACAGUCAGAGAAGAGUUUGUAUUACUUUAUGAGACAUGCUCGUGCAGGUGAUAUUGUGCCGGCUGAAGUGGUGAACAAAGGUGAGUGUAAAUUGCUUGAAGAUGCAAUCGAAGAUGAUGAAAACAAGAUAGUGGAAUCUGUCAAAUCAUCCACAUAAUUAAUAACUGUUGCUGAAAGUCUACCGAGACUCUUCAUACACAUACAAGACGUCAGCUUUUAUUAAAAUAUUAACAUUUAUGUUAAUAAUAUGACAAAUGUGUAAUUAUCAAACUUCUAGUACAACAGUUCUUUUCGUCUUGAUUUCAAAUGAGAUGUCGCGCUUAUAAAAAGCCAGAAAAUGCUUUUUCUCAAUUUUUGAAAAUCACCGUAGUAACAGUAAUUAGAUUAAUCAGUUGGCAACUCAUGAUGUUUGAAUGGGAACUCCACCUUAAUUUGUGGGUGGUGUAUAUAGAUUGAAUGAUUUUAAAUUCUUCCCGAGCAAUCUGUUUGACAGUACUGACAUUUUUCAUUUACCCAUGACCUUUGUAACAUUACUUGAACAUUUUCCCCUCUUUUAUAACUUAAACAUUACUUUGUAACUUCAAUUGGUCGAGAGCUACUCUAUAUUACUGUAUUCGCUUUGUCUGUUUCCUGGAAAUCUCGAUUGAUUUAUUCAUCUGAUUCUUGCAGGCAGAAUUCUUAUCUCAGUUUGUUUGGAGUAUGCUUGUUGAUUCUUGGGUAUUAAACAGUUGUAUUUGUUCAACUAUUUUCUGUAGCCGAAAUAUUUUUGACCUGUGUUUUGGCUCAGCAGGAUUGUUGGGGUGCUUCUGUAUUUUUGUAUCACUUGUUGUUGUUUAAUAAUGCUACUAAUAAUUAUUUCACGUUAAAUAGUAUUUCGACAUCGUUAAAAUGUAAUUUUUGAACGUGUGAGAUUCAAGAAGAUGCAGUAAUUUGUCUACAUUGUAUUCCACUGAUUCCGCUGUCUUUUCCUGCUCUCAGGCCGAAAUACUUAGUUUUCAG